Psammomys obesus (fat sand rat) is the source of this 693-nucleotide messenger RNA. Its product is annotated as prolactin-5A1-like. Gene Ontology annotation, biological process: mammary gland development; positive regulation of cell population proliferation; positive regulation of receptor signaling pathway via JAK-STAT. Gene Ontology annotation, cellular component: extracellular region. The transcript is spliced from 5 exons. The record is from RefSeq and is a predicted model, not a curated record. NCBI's taxonomy places the organism in Eukaryota, Metazoa, Chordata, Mammalia, Rodentia, Muridae. Bases 1 to 693 code for a protein of 230 amino acids. Gene Ontology annotation, molecular function: prolactin receptor binding; hormone activity.
AUGCGGCUAUCUUUGAUUCAACAACACCUCUCAGGGGUACUCCUGCUGCUGCUGUUGUCAAGCUUUCUCAUGUGGGAGAAUGUGGCCUCUGUGCCCAGGUGUAUCGUGAAAGAUGGAGGCUGCCAGAAAGUCCUCAGCUACAUUUUUAACAUGACAAGCAAUGCAUCUGAGGGCAUUGACCACCUCUCUUCAGAAGUGUUAAAUGAAUUUGAUAUGCAGUAUGAUCCACAACAGAAAUUCCAGAACAAGCCAGUCAUGACCUGCCAUACUUCAUCCCACUCUAUCCCAAGCAGCAAAAAGAAGGCUAAAAGAAUGCAGCCUAUAGUCCUUCUAAAUGUGACAAUCAGGAUGCUGGCUGCCUGGAAAAAACUUCUGUACCAUGUAGAAAACAACAUGGCUGAUCUUGAUGGAACUCCUUAUGCUAUCAUAUCAAAAGUUAAACUGAUUGAUACACGAAUCAAAAGACUCACAAAGAAUCUUCAGGACAUUAAGACUAUUCUCAGCCAGGUUCAUCCUGAACUUAAGACAAAUGAGGACUAUCCUUCAUGGUCGGGAGAGCUGUAUGUACAGCGAAUCCAAGGAAGAACUCAACUUUUUGGUUUGCAUAGCUUGUUAUUCUGCUUUAACAAUGAUGCGCAAAAAAUUUCUGAUUAUGUCAAUAUCCUGAGAGACCAAAUUGUGCCUAAUAAAUAA